UUUUGCUGUUGAGUGAGAAUAUGGAGUCAUCCAGGAAGAGAGGUCGUUCUGACAUGUGGGCACACUUUAAAUUGAUCGCUCCUGACAAGGUCCAGUGCUCGUUGUGUUUAGGUGAGCUGAAGUAUCAUGGGAAUACUUCAUCCAUGAUUAGACACUUCUCUACCCUGCAUGGAGCCACGGUUAACCAUGGGAACGCAAACCUAGUAGAUCAGAAGCCAGAUGUAGACAAGGCUCUUGUGAAGAUGCUGGUGAAAGACUCACAACCUUCUUCCAUUGUGGAUUCUUUGCCUUUGCGUGACAGUGGGGGGCAACACAGGAAGAAAGGUCGCUCUGAUAUGUGGGAAUACUUUAAAUUGGUCAAGCCUGAUAAGGUCCAGUGUUUGGUGUGUUCAGCUGAGUUGAAAUAUCACGGAAGUACUUCCUCCAUGAUUAGGCAUUACACUGCCAAGCAUGGAGCUGUGGUUAACCAGGGGAAGGCGAAUAAAGGGGACAGGAAGCGAGAGCUAGAUGAGGCUCUGGUGAACAUGCUAGUGAAGGAUUCGCAGCCUUUUUCCAUUGUUGAUGACUGUGGCUUCAAGGAGUUUGUGGCAUUGCUGGAUCCCACAUAUACUCUUCCAUCCAAACAGACUCUAAAGGAUAUGGUGAUACAGAGAUACGAGGGCCAGAUGUCCAAGAUCAAAGCUCACAUAGAAGACGGAGACUCUGACCUUGACUGCUGAUAUAUGGACCGCCGUCAAUAUGUUAUGUGGAUGAUACUACCGAACGUCCCACAAUGCUAUUGGGAGUGGCGUAUUUGCCUUAACACUUACUGGUGGUAGGAUCGCUGCUGACACAAGGUCUCUCAUGAAAGAAUGGGGCAUUAAAGGAAAGGUGACCUUAUUAAUAUGGUCGCCUGUUAGAAGUUUGAAUCAGAGAUGUACACUUAGCUUUGUCCUUUUGUUAGUUUUAGUGGUGAGGAACUCUGUUGAUGCAUCUGAUCUGGGGGGGCCUUUGCACAAGAGCACAAAAGCCAGUCACACUCUUCCAAACCAGCUCAACAGGAAAAAUAAGCUCAAAGAAGUUGAUCAAUUUUGAGGCGAUAAAGUUUAUUUUAGAGGUGGAAACAGGCUGGUACUGAGCCUUGUUUGUAUUUUCAGUGAGGCAGCUUUUGUUGAGCUGAAAACACACAAUAGCUGUCCAAAGUGAAGGUUUCAUGGCUAAAGACUUUCCCAAUGGCAAAGAUGUCGUAUGUGAUACUUGAGGGAACACUUGGGGAAAAAAAUAAAUUACAAUGCAACUGAACUUUAGAAAUUACCGUUUUCUAAAAUGUGUUAAAAGUGUGUUUUUGCUGAGCAGCAGUCAUCAAUGUGAAACAGUACUAGAGACAUACGUUUCUCCCUGAUUUUAUUUUUCUGAAACAUUUAAUAUAAUUGCCAUCCUCCAUGAUGAAUAGAAUAUGUUCAUUUUGGAGAUUAGCAAAAUAACAGAAUUUAUUUCCUGUUAUUUUACUCAGAAAUCUUGCUUUACAGGAUUUCUACUCACUCUCAAAAACUCUGGAGAAGUAUGAAAUUGGCUUCUCUCAUUUUCCACAUUUGGAAAAGUAUGGUAAUUCUUUAUCAAGGAAUUGUAUUAAGUUUUCUGAUUUUUUUUUUCCGUAUUCCAAUUUUGAACUGACAAAGUCUAAUAAUCCUUAACAAAUACUAUUGUUAUCACAUCAGUUAAUUAAUUUCAUAUGCUUUAUCUUAGAUUUUGCUAACUCUCAGAUUAGUUUGAACAUUUUACCCGUCGAUAUCUGAUUUUUGACUUACUGACUGUGUGUAAGAACUUAAAACUUUAAGAAGUAUUAGAUUGAACUGUCCCAUUUGAUCAAAAAUCCAAAACAAGCACUGGAACUGAUAUAUUUGGCAGACAUUUGCUCCCUCAUUGUGGCAUUUAGCAAAUCUGCAUGUUGAGUUUGUUUUCAUGGAAACGGUUUCAUAUGUAUCAGUCUGUAACCUGUUUAUCUUAUCUAUCAUCUGCUGACCUAAUAACCAAACCUUCAGCAAUGGAAGUGAGCUCCACCCAGUUUGAUCUCCAGUAUAAAAACAGGGGGCGCAGCUCAGGAGACCAAAACAAGAGUUCGACUUCUGCAGCGUUUUACCUCCUGCAAAAUACUGGUGGACAAAAAUGACUAUAGCUGGAGAAGCUGAAGUUUGAUCAAGGCUUUGCAGGGAGAAGAUACGUGUAGAAUUGAAGUUAGAUAAAAAACGAGAGUUUUGCCAACUUUGUAUGUAGGACUUUUCUUUUAAUUAAAUAGGUUUCAUAUAUGUAUAUAUAUACUAUUUCUAUUCCAGACGCUUAAAGUUAAAAUGCGUCCGCUAAAUGAGAGCGACUUUGUGGAUGCGCACGACGUCCCGCGGGACGAGAGUCUGGCCCGGGUGGAGAUCGCGCUGCUCGGUGCGAUCUUCGUGACCGCCGCCAUCCUCAACACCGCCCUGCUGCUGGUCCUCUGGCGGCAGCGCAAGCAGAUGUCCAGGAUGCGCGUCUUCGUCUUCCACCUGUGCCUGGCGGACCUGGUGGUCGCCUUUUUCCAGGUGUGCCCACAGCUCAUGUGGGACAUCACGGACCGGUUCGUGGGACCCGACGUGAUGUGCCGCCUGGUGAAGUACCUGCAGGUCCUGGGCAUGUUUUCCUCCACCUAUAUGAUCGUGGUGAUGACGGUGGACAGGUACCAAGCCAUCUGCAACCCGAUGGUGAAGUUUCAGCGGGCGCGCUCAAGACUGAACGUUCCCGUGUGCGUGGCGUGGGGGGUUUCUCUCGUGGGCAGCUUGCCGCAGGUUUUUAUCUUCUCCCAAGUGGAGGUCGCACCUGGUGUGUUUGACUGCUGGGCGGAAUUCAUCCAGCCUUGGGGGCUGCAGACCUACAUCACCUGGACCACUCUGGUCAUUUUCAUCCUGCCGGUUUCCACGGUUGUGGUUUGCCAGGUGCGCAUCUGCAGAGCCAUUCAGACCAACCUGUCCAGAAAGACUCACAGGCAGGGAGUGAGCGUCGGGGCGCCGCUGCCCGCAAGAGCCAGUGGAGUGGCCGGGAUGUCCAAAGCCAGGGAGAAGACGCUGAAGAUGACCGUGGUCAUUGUGUUGGUGUAUAUCGUCUGCUGGGCUCCCUUCUUCACCGUCCAGCUGUGGUCCGCCUGGGACGCAAAUGCGCCUAAAGAGACUGCGAUUUUCACCAUCCUGAUGCUGCUGGCCAGCCUGAACAGCUGUGCCAAUCCCUGCAUCUACCUCCUGUUCUGCGGGGAGUUCCCCAAGAGGCUGGUGAAGCUCCUGCGUCCACCGCCGCUCUCUGCCGCAAUCAUCAGGAGAGCAAAUCAGGGAUGGAUGGCCGUAAAUGAGAUGUGGACAGAGUCUCCUUCAAAUGUUGGUCUGAAAGGUGAUUUUACUUAAAUGGAGCAUUUUCAACUGGAUAAAGACUUUUUUUUAUUUUUUUUUUUAAUGUAACAGGAUAUUUCUAAAGCCUUGAAGAGACCGGACUUUUGAGGUUCUCCUAUUUUUGAUUUCAGCUGCAUAAUGUUUUAUUUUUUUUAUAUACAAAGGUUUGUGGAAGGAAAUAUUACAGACACAACAAACCACAACCACAGAGUGAUUCUCAUUUGUUGGAUCUGUGUUUCAUUCUUCAAUAAUAAGCUGCUGGAAAAGCUAAAGAACAAAAAGUCUUUGUAUAAAUGUACAAAAAGGUUUGAUGUUUUUGUUCUGG
Messenger RNA from Poecilia latipinna (sailfin molly), 3711 nucleotides. RefSeq names its product oxytocin receptor-like. Gene Ontology annotation, cellular component: plasma membrane. Gene Ontology annotation, biological process: regulation of systemic arterial blood pressure by vasopressin; cellular response to hormone stimulus; positive regulation of vasoconstriction. Gene Ontology annotation, molecular function: peptide binding; vasopressin receptor activity. The record is from RefSeq and is a predicted model, not a curated record. The coding region runs from base 2328 to 3401 and encodes 357 amino acids. NCBI's taxonomy places the organism in Eukaryota, Metazoa, Chordata, Actinopteri, Cyprinodontiformes, Poeciliidae. The transcript has 7 exons.